Paraglomus occultum is the source of this 897-nucleotide messenger RNA. Lineage: Eukaryota; Fungi; Glomeromycota; Glomeromycetes; Paraglomerales; Paraglomeraceae. The record is from the annotation of a GenBank genome assembly.
AUGUCUGUGCAAAUCAAACCUCGUAUUUUGCUUACAAAAACUCUCUCAGAAGACGCGCAAAAGAGGAUAGAAAGUUUCGACGACAUUGAGCUAAUACAUUGGAAGGAUAGUAGUGUCAUCCCUCGCGUCGACGGCUUGAUAUGCACGGUCACUAACAAGAUCGAUGAAGAAGUGAUUGAGACAGCUGGAGAUCAACUAAAAGUUGUGUCUACGAUGUCAGCUGGAUAUGACCACAUUUCUAUCCCUGCUCUCAAAUCUCGCUCCAUUCCUCUUGGCCACACGCCAGAUGUCUUCACCGACGCAGUGGCGGAUCUAGCUGUCCUCUUGGUGCUCGCAGCUGCCCGUCGUCUUCGUGAAGGCAUCUCCGCUGUCUAUAACGGUGACUGGAAAUUAUGGUGUCCAACACGGCUUCUCGGGUGCCAACUCACCGAUAAAACCAUUGGAAUAAUUGGUUUGGGAAGAAUAGGGUUGGCUACAGCAAAGAGGUUGAAACCAUUUCUGGGUAGCAGCGGAAGGAUAAUAUAUGCGGAGGCAGAUGUCGUGAUUAUUUCAUGUUUUCUGACCGAAGAGACGCGUGGGAUGUUCGACUACGAAGUCUUCAAAAAGAUGAAGAACAGCGUAAUUUUAGUGAACGUAGCCAGAGGGAGUGUGAUUAACCAGCCUGAUCUGGUGCGUGCACUGUCUGAGAACCGGCUGGGUGCUGUUGCAUUGGAUGUAACUACACCUGAACCACUUAGUCCCGAUGACCCGUUGUUAAAGUUUGAGAACGUAACGGUAAUGCCUCAUAUUGGUUAUGCGACAGCAGAAGCAAAAGCAGCUCAGGGGAAUAUUGUUAUUGACAACCUAUUAGCAGGAAUCAAAGGGGAGAAGUUACCAUAUCGAGUGGAGUUUGAUUAA